Rotaria sordida is the source of this 966-nucleotide messenger RNA. NCBI's taxonomy places the organism in Eukaryota, Metazoa, Rotifera, Eurotatoria, Philodinida, Philodinidae. The record is from the annotation of a GenBank genome assembly.
AUGAUUUUUAAACAGAUAUUAAUUCUUUUUUUGUUCAUCUGUAUUCAAUCAUCAUUUUCAUCAUCAAUUAUUGAUAUUGCCUUUACUGUAAAAAAUCUCUCAACAAAUCAACGUUUACAAUUAAAUUUUUUUACAUUUAUCACUUCAUUAUUUCAACAUACAUCUAAAGACAACCUUCGUUUGCAUGUUAUUGGUGAUUCAGAUAGUCAUCAUUUUGUUAAUCAAACUCUUCAAAAUCUUCAUUAUAAUCAUCAAAUAAAUAAAUUUAAUAUCGAUGAUUUAGCAUCAAAAUAUGAAAAACUAAUCUCACCGUUAAUUAAACAUUUCUCAUCUGGUCAUACAUAUUAUAAAGAUCCUUUAUUUUUUCUAUCACCAUUUUUACAUCAAAUUUUACCAGAAAAUAUUUCUCGUGUUAUUAUGCUUGACAUUGAUCUUCGAUUUGAUAAUGAUAUACAAGAAUUAUAUAAAUUAUUUAAUCAAUUUAAUCAAAGUCAAAUAUUAGGAAUUGCACGUGAAAAUCAACCUAUUUAUCGACAUCUUCUUUGGUUAUAUCGUCAAGAAAAUCCUCAUACUAAUAUUGGUAAUCCUCCACCAUAUGGUAUAACAGGUUUUAAUAGUGGUGUUCUAUUACUUAAUUUAAAUCAAAUUCGUCAAUCAAGUUUAUUUAAUAAUUAUUUAAAAAAUUCAUAUCUUAUUGAACAACUUAUUCAUAAAUAUCAUUUUAAUCAUUCACAUUUAGGUGAUCAAGAUUUUUAUACAUUAUUAAGUUUUGAGCAUAAUGAUUUAUUUUUUAUUUUGCCAUGUUCUUGGAAUAGACAAUUAUGUACAUGGUGGAAAGGAAAAGGUUAUGAUGAUGUUUGGGAUAAUUAUUUUAAUUGUAACAAUGAACAAAAUAUUAGUUUAUAUCAUGGAAAUUGUAAUACACCAAUGCCAAACAGAAUAAUUAAUGAAAAACUUGAACUUUGA